Molecule: messenger RNA, 1854 nt
Organism: Arachis stenosperma
Lineage: Eukaryota; Viridiplantae; Streptophyta; Magnoliopsida; Fabales; Fabaceae
Product: S-adenosylmethionine decarboxylase proenzyme-like
Exons: 3
Coding region: 559-1626 (355 amino acids)
Biological process (GO): spermine biosynthetic process; spermidine biosynthetic process
Cellular component (GO): cytosol
Molecular function (GO): adenosylmethionine decarboxylase activity
Source: RefSeq, a predicted model, not a curated record
CGCAUUCUUCUCGUUCCAAAACGCGGCGAAUCGCAUCGUUUUGUUCAUCUUCGACUUCUUCUAGGGUUUUCUCAAAUCGUUUACUGCGUUGCGUUUCUUGGUUCGUUGUUCCCUGGAUUUCGUAAUCGGCAUAAUUUUCGAUCUGUGUUUGAAGAGUUUAUCUGAGGAAGAACGUUCUUUUUUUCUUCUCUUGUAACAAACUUUAUCAAUUCAGCAGGAUUGAAUGAUCUAAUGGAGUCAAAAGGAGGCAAGAAGAAGUCUAGUAGUAGUAAAUCAUUAUUCUACGAAGCUCCCCUCGGUUACAGCAUUGAAGACGUUCGUCCAAACGGUGGAAUCAAGAAGUUCAGAUCUGCUGCUUACUCUAACUGCGCUCGCAAGCCAUCCUGAUACGUCUCGAUUGGAACUGUAGUUUGUUAGCUGUUUUUGUUUUCCUUAGGUUUUGCACACUGCUCUCCUCCGGAUAUUGUCUUUCCAGCCCCUCUUUGCGAUCGUUCUCGUUUCCUACUUUUCCUACUCAGUUCUUGGUUCUGAUUGUGUUCAUUUCGACUCUGAAAAAUUAUGGCUAUUGCAACAUCUGCAAUUGGUUUCGAAGGCUUUGAAAAGAGGUUAGAGGUAGCCUUUUUCUGCCCAGGAAUCUUCUCUGACCCUGAGGGAAAGGGCCUUAGGUCUCUAACGAAGUCCCAGUUGGAUGAGAUCUUAGCACCGGCUGCGUGCACCAUUGUUUCCUCAUUGUCUAAUGAUGAAGUUGACUCAUACGUUCUCUCUGAGUCAAGCCUAUUUGUCUAUCCAUACAAGAUCAUCAUCAAAACCUGUGGUACUACCAAAUUGCUGCUUUCAAUUCCACCCAUUUUGAAGUUCGCUGAGAUGCUUUCCCUGAACGUUCAGUCUGUAAGGUACAGCCGCGGAAGUUUUAUUUUUCCAUCUGCUCAGCCCUUUCCCCAUCGGAACUUUUCCGAGGAAGUAGCAGUCUUGGAUUCCUACUUUGGGAAGCUUGGCUUAGGAAGUAUGGCUUACACUAUGGGUGGCUCGGACAAAGCACACAAUUGGCAUGUAUACUCUGCUUCAGCAGAGCCUGUCCGAGUGUCUGACUCUGUUUACACUAUGGAGAUGUGCAUGACUGGUUUGGACAGAGAGAAAGCAUCAGUUUUCUACAAAGAACAAUCUGAUUCAGCAGCCACGAUGACUGCCAAUUCCGGUAUUAGGAGUAUCCUUCCGGAAUCUCAGAUAUGCGAUUUUGAUUUUGAACCUUGUGGCUAUUCAAUGAACUCUGUAGAAGGAGCUGCUGUUUCUACAAUUCAUGUUACUCCGGAAGAUGGUUUCAGCUAUGCCAGCUUUGAAGCAUGCGGAUAUAACUUGGAAUCGCUGAAUCUCAACCAGUUGGUCGAGAACGUUCUGACAUGCUUCCAUCCAAGUGAGUUUCUGAUUGCUGUUCAUGUGGAUGUUGCUACCCAUACAUUUAAGCAGAGUUGUUCUUUGGAUGUGGAUGGAUACUGCCGCAAAGAGAGGUGCUACCAAGGGCUGGGAAGAGGUGGUUCUGUUCUCUACCAGAAAUUUGUUAAGACUCCUGGCUGUGGCUCACCUAGAACCCCUCUGAAACUCUGGAAAGAUGAAGAAGAAGAAGUGUAGUUCUGCAAAUUAGUGUCUUAAAUGUUGUGUGUUUUAGUUCAAGUGAAAAAAUAAAUAAAUGCUUGCCUUUCAGGCUGCAUGUGCAUGUUUGUGGUCUUUAUUUGGGGGGCAGUGCUUAAUGCUUUAUGCUUGGAGUUGUUUGUGUUUUACUUUGCAUCUUUCUUAUCUUUGUUCGAGUAUUGAAUUUGAAUAAUGGGAGUGUUAUGGAUUGAACACUUCUUUGGACAA